AUGGUAGGAGUCUAUCCCGCUGAAGCAGUCAAUGGCUCGAUAGAGCACAUUUCAGAUGAUUUAAAAUUGCCAAAACAGCCAUUCUUCAGGAAGUACUUCAUGGCUGGUCAACAAAUGUCCGAUCCAACAGAUCAACAUGUUCCUGAUGACGCAGAUUUCGUUGAAAGAUUUUUGAUCACUAAAAGGAAAUAUAUCGCAUUUUGUUUGCCUGUGAUUCUUGUACAUAUAUUCUGGUGGCUAACCGCUUAUCGAUAUAACUGGUUACCACUCUUUGCAUAUCGAUGGCAAAUGCCUGCGGUCAUGGUCAUCGGAUCCACAGUUGCUGGUUGGUUACACUAG
This is a messenger RNA of Cylicostephanus goldi, 339 nucleotides long. The record is from the annotation of a GenBank genome assembly. Lineage: Eukaryota; Metazoa; Nematoda; Chromadorea; Rhabditida; Strongylidae.